Messenger RNA from Oreochromis niloticus (Nile tilapia), 3113 nucleotides. It is a transcript of the gene tfcp2, whose product is annotated as transcription factor CP2. Bases 454 to 1950 code for a protein of 498 amino acids. The record is from RefSeq and is a predicted model, not a curated record. Gene Ontology annotation, biological process: regulation of transcription by RNA polymerase II. The transcript has 16 exons. Gene Ontology annotation, cellular component: nucleus. Gene Ontology annotation, molecular function: DNA-binding transcription activator activity, RNA polymerase II-specific; RNA polymerase II cis-regulatory region sequence-specific DNA binding. NCBI's taxonomy places the organism in Eukaryota, Metazoa, Chordata, Actinopteri, Cichliformes, Cichlidae.
UUGCUAGCACUCUGAGAGGAUACAAAGAAGGAGACGGAACGGAAAUUACGACAGCUCCUUUUCCCGAGGAAGCUAGAUAAACAAACAAAAGCAAGACAUUAUAAUACAUAUAUUUAAGCAUCUCGUGCGAUUUUGACCACUUUUUACGUAUAGAUAUGCUAACCACAAAUAAACCGAGCCACAGAAUAAGCUAGAGAGGGGCUAGCAUCCCGGGACGUUUUAAUGAUUUCUAGGAUCCUGCUAGCUGAACGAACUGGCAGGCUACGCAGCUAAGGUGUUAGCUCGACAUGUUUAUUUUAGCGUUUGGGCGAAGGAGCGCGACAUGAUGGCAUAAAACUUGCAGUGUUAUUAGCAAAUAGUCACACUUCCCACCUAAAGGCUUUAAGACACCGAUAACAUCUGCCUCGAGUUUCAACCGGAACUGCACUCCGUUAAAAUCUCCACACCGUCACCAUGGCGUGGGCUCUCAAACUGCCUCUCACGGAUGAAGUGAUUGAGUCCGGACUGGUCCAGGACUUUGAUGCCAGUCUGUCCGGCAUUGGCCAGGAACUCGGUGCGGGGGCGUACAGUAUGAGCGAUGUACUUGCCCUUCCCAUUUUCAAACAGGAGGAGUCCAACCUCCCACCUGACAGUGACAACAAGAUCCUACCCUUUCAGUAUGUUCUGUGUGCACCUACCUCGCCAGCCGUUAAACUGCAUGAUGAAACACUCACCUACCUCAACCAAGGGCAAUCCUAUGAAAUUAGAAUGCUUGACAAUCGGAAAAUUGGGGAACUUCCAGAAAUCACUGGCAAAAUGGUGAAGAGCAUAAUUCGUGUGGUGUUUCAUGACCGACGACUUCAAUACACAGAGCACCAGCAGCUGGAAGGCUGGCGCUGGAACAGGCCAGGGGAUCGCAUUCUCGACCUGGAUAUCCCGAUGUCAGUGGGGAUAAUUGACCCCAGGGCUAACCCCACUCAGCUUAACACGGUGGAGUUCCUUUGGGACCCAUCAAAAAGAACCUCAGUUUUUAUCCAGGUUCACUGCAUUAGCACAGAAUUCACCAUGCGGAAGCAUGGCGGAGAAAAGGGCGUGCCUUUCCGCAUCCAGAUUGACACGUUUAAGGAGAAUGAGAAUGGAGAGUACACAGAACAUCUUCACUCUGCCUCCUGCCAGGUCAAAGUCUUCAAGCCUAAAGGUGCAGACAGAAAGCAGAAGACGGACAGGGAGAAGAUGGAGAAGAGGGCGCCACAGGAAAAGGAAAAGUACCAGCCUUCCUAUGAAACCACAAUCCUGACAGAGUGCUCUCCCUGGCCUGAGGUCACAUAUGUCAACAACUCCCCAUCUCCUGGCUUCAAUAGCACCCACAACAGCUUUCCAGUGGCUGAAGGAAACGGGUCACCAAACCACCAGCCUGAGCCUGUUGUUCAGGUGGCAGAUAAUUUGUUACCAACAGCAACACCACAGGAUGCACAACAGUGGCUUCAUAGAAACCGCUUCUCCCCUUUCUGUCGACUCUUCACUAACUUCUCAGGGGCAGACCUGUUGAAGCUGACCAGGGAGGAUGUUAUUCAGAUCUGUGGACCAGCUGAUGGUAUAAGACUUUUCAAUGCACUUAAAGGACGGGUGGUACGUCCAAGACUCACCAUCUAUGUUUGCCAGGAGUCUCAGCAGGCACGGGAACAGCAUCCGAAACACGAAAAUGGAGAUGCUGCUGCCAGCACUUUCUUUGGUCAGUUAUAUCACGCCAUUUACCUGGAGGAACUCACGGUUACAGAACUGACAGAGAAAAUUGCUCAUCUGUUCAGCAUCUCACCCAGGCAGAUCAAUCAGAUCUUUAAACAAGGCCCCACUGGCAUCCAUGUGCUGGUUAGUGAUGAGAUGAUUCAGAAUUUCCAAGAUGAAGUUUGUUUUGUUUUGGACACGAUGAAAGAUGACACAAGUGACGGCUACCAUAUAAUCUUAAAGUGAAUCCUAGGCAGGAGAGUUGUCGAGUGCUUCUCUCUUGUUUAGUCCUGGUUCAGUCAGCCCCUCUAGAGCUUUGUACUUUUUGCUGUUCCUUUCUGGAGAUGUGCCCCCCCCCAAAAAAACCCCCAAAACAAAAACCUUGUGAGGCAGCUAGGAGGAAGAUGCGACUGAAGCAGUUGCCCCUCUUUUAACUUUACCUUAUCGUCUGACUUUUGAGGGAGUGACUCUGGUUCCACAGUGAAGUGUCACCCUGCCGUUUGCUCACUUAAAUGGUUGCAUUUCCCUCUGUUGGUUACAUCUCAAGGAGGUUAAUGGCACUACAGCUGCUGUUGUUUGUUACCUGACCAUCUGGUAUUGCCAAGACUCUUUGCUUCGAGUUCAGCCGUUUGUUCUCUCUUUAAAAAAAACAAAACAAAUGAUGACAUUAAAGAUGACGGUACUUGACUUUCAGCCUGCAAUUCAGUAUGAGUCGUCCUCUUCAUGCGAGGUUGCCUUACCGAAUCCAAGCCAGUCUGCAAGAAACACAACCACUCAGUUGAAUCAUAGUACAGCAGGUAUUAAAAUUAACAACUGGACAAUUAAGGGAAACUGUUAGAAUCCAGCUGCCCUUCCAAAUAUCAGAGGUUCCUUUGAAAGCUAACAAUGUCUGCCUGUUACUUCUGUGGAAAAAAAGGCUACUAAACACUGUUAGAUUGUCAUAGUUUGUUUAGAAUGCUUACUGGCACAUGUGAUUGUUACUUAAUCGUCUUAAAAGAUGAUAAGCACUGUCUGUGUUAGUGAUCUCCGUGGUAACACCAGCAAAUUGUCUCCAUCUGCUUCCUGUAUCUAUGAGCUUGUUUAGCACACCAGAGUUUUAUUGUUUGUUUUUUGGUCAUUUCCAUCAUAAUUUUGAAAUGGAUCAUUGUUUUAAAAUAAUUUAAAAUGAUGAAUCAUGGGGUUUUUUUUUUUUACAUUUUAAAAAAAUCUUUUUUACAUACUUACAUCUGCUCUGCUUCCUUUUUUUGGAUGUUACAAAUGCUAAUAAAUAAGUUGUUGGGCAGUACAGAGCUGCAUGUGAAUAAUAUGGUUUACGUUGAGUAUGUUGUAAAUGGAAUUGAUGGCUCGAUAUCCAUAUUUGCCCCUCAUCUCAUCGGCAUUAUUAAAACUUAACCAUGUACUGGCUGCUA